AGGCUCAACGUUGGCUGGAGUUAUGUGGGGAUUGGGGAGGGGUAACAUUACAAGAGCACGACUUGUUUCCCCUCAUUUACUGUGGAGGUUCAGGACUAAGAAAGGACCACGUAGCACACUGGCUAGCAAACACGGGAGUUGCAACAGGAGCUGAUUCAACCCUGAACAUCCCCGCAAUAGGUCUGAAAAAUAACAAGUCAACCUUGACUCAUGUACACAAAGGUGUGACCGCUCUAGUUGGUUGGAUGCGGAUUGUGUGUGCACUGCUGUACCUCGGCCUGGUGGGGGCGCUGCAGCAAGAGCAGGUCGCUCAGCAUGCCAUCAAGCUGCACCGGGGAAGGGGCGCCGCCACAAGGCACGCCUGGAGCUGGGUGUCCGAUAACUGCCGGCGCCUGGGCAGCCUCCUCCGCCAGAAGAAUGCGGCUGUUAAGAAGCUGUCGGUAGCCGCGUCCGCCGUGGGGCGAGACCGCUCACUCUCGGACCCAGAGAGACUCUUCCAAGUGCACACCCUGGAGGUGUUCCAGAAGGAGCUCAACGAGAGCGAGCGGUCAGUCUUCCAGGCGGUCGUGGGCUUGCAGAGAGCUCUGCAGGGAGACUACAGGGACGUGGUCAACAUGAAGGAGAGCAGCCACCAGAGACUGGAGGCCCUCAGAGAGGCUGCCAUUAAGGAGGAGCAGGAGUAUGUGGAGCUGGUAGCAGCAGAGAAGCACCAGCAGGAGGCGCUAAAGAGCGCCCUGGCCCAGAACAAGACACUGUCCAUGCUGGAUGAGAUCCUUGAGGAUGUCAGGAGGGCUGCCGACCGCCUGGAGGAGGAGAUCGAGGAACACGCCUUUGACAACAACAAACAGAUGAAGGGGGUGCAUGUUGCGAAUGUGGAGGCGGUGCUACGGGUGGAGGAGGACGAGGAGGACGGGGGGAAGAGGAGGAACGCGUCGAGGAGAGGUGGAGAGGUGGAGGAUGACCUGGGAUUGAGCAUGCUCAUUGACUCCCAGAACAACCGGUAUGUCCUAACCAAACCCCGAGACUCAACCAUGCCCCGCUCCGAUCAGCACUUCCUCAAGGACCUGGUGUCCGUGGUGAUGCUGUCUCUGCCUUGUGGUUGGCUGUGUAGCGUGAUGGGCCUGCCCCCCAUGUUUGGUUACAUCAUCUGUGGAGUUCUCCUUGGUCCCUCUGGACUAAACCGCAUCAAGUCCAUGGUUCAGGUUGAGACGUUGGGAGAGCUGGGUGUGUUCUUCACUCUCUUCGUGGUUGGCCUUGAGUUCUCACCAGAGCGACUUCGCAAGGUGUGGAAGACGUCCGUCCAGGGUUCAUGCUACCUCAGUCUGUUGAUGGUGGCAGCAGGGUUGUUAUGGGGUCAGGUGCUGCGAAUCCGGCCCACCCAGACUGUCUUCAUCUCCUCCUGUCUCUCCCUGUCCUCCACGCCGCUCGUCUCUCGCUUCCUGGCUGGGGGAUCCCGCGGAGACAAGGACGGGGAGUUGGACUACAGCAGUGUUCUCCUGGGGAUGUUGGUGAUGCAGGAUGUCCAGUUGGGUCUCUUCAUAGCUGUCAUGCCCACCCUCAUACAAGUCUCCUCAGGUGACCUGGACAGUGUUCUCUUUGGGGGCCUGCGUGUUUUUCUGCUCCUGGCCCAAGUCCUCUUCUCCCUGGCUGUGGUUCUGCUUCUGUGCGCCCUCCUCAAGUCCUUCCUGAUUGGUCCUUACUACAGGAAGCUGCACACUGAGUCUAAAGGCAACAAGGAGAUCCUGGUUCUAGGGACAGCUGCCUUCGUCUUCCUAAUGCUCACUGUGACAGAGUUUCUGGAUAUUUCCAUGGAGCUUGGAUGCUUCUUGGCUGGAGCGCUCCUCUCAUCCCAAGGUCACAUCUGCACCACAGAGGUCAUGGGCUGCAUCGAGCCUGUCAGAGACUUCCUCGCUAUCAUCUUUUUCGCCUCCAUUGGCUUCCAUGUGUUCCCUACUUUUGUGCUGUACGAACUGACCAUCCUGGCAGUUCUUACCCUCUCACUGGUCAUCAUGAAGUUCCUGAUGGCUGUGCUGGUGCUGUCGGCCAUCUUGCCUCUGGGUUCCCGCCACAUCCGUUGGAUUGUGUCGGCCGGCCUGGCGCAGGUCAGCGAGUUCUCGUUUGUCCUGGGGAGUCGCGCCCGCCGCGCUGGCAUUAUCUCCAGAGAGGUGUAUCUGCUGGUCCUCAGUGUCACCACCCUGAGUCUCCUCUUGGCCCCUGUCCUGUGGAGGGCCGCGACUCACAAGUGGGUCCCUCGAGCCGAACGCAAGGCACCGACCCGGCUGCCCCCCCUCCUGCCCCACCCAGCGGACUGACCUGAGGUGGGGGGGGGGUGACAUGAGUCUGUGUAGGCACGCAGGAAAGGGUCAAGGGUCAUUCUACCUCUAGCCAAGGAAUUGUCCUGACCCGUCAUCUUAAUCCCAAACAGCACCCUCAUUCCCUAUGUGGAGCCCUCUUGGACUGGUGGAGGGUAGUGCACCACAGAGUGGGUAGGGUCCUGUUUAAAUGCAGACAAUGUGGAAUGUCUUGUGUGUACUCGUCGUUGUCUUUAUGUAAUGGCCAGGUGAAGAUCUCGCAUUCUCUUUAUUCAUGUCUAAUAACGGUUGAGUCGUCCCACACAACGUGUUCGAGGCCAAAGCAUAAAAUGAUGUAAAAAACGCCCCAUCUGAAAUGUACAUCUCUAAUAGACCAUUAAACCUCUAAGGAAGUUGGCCUGCAACAUUGCGAUGUAAGAGAAGCUGCUUUUUAAAACACCAAGUUCACCUGUUUUGGAAGGUAAACUGCUUUACUUGUAUUGUAAGUCAUUCAUAUAUCAUAGAAAUCUAAGAAACAACUGGGCAGUUACUUUAGCUGUUAUUUUGUAACAGUUUAUGCUGUAGUAGUCAAUGGGUUAAUGAGGGUAUAAUGACAUUGAUGAAGGGCAUUUUAUCUGCAACUAAAUAGAAAACCAAAUACUUAUAGAGGUGAAAUAGAUAAAAUGUCAAAUGUAGCUAUCAUUAAGACGCUUUUGCUUGUGAUUCUUCAUGAAUUCUUCAUUGUCAUUCCAGAGCCGAGCCUAUUCCAAUGCAAAAUGUACACAAUGGUCAUGUACAGAAACCCUUAUACUUUUACUUGAGCCAUUCCCCAUUCUAGAAUAUAUUUACAUUUAGUUUUGCAUCCGAUUUUCUCGAUAUUUUUUCACCGUUGCGAAACCCAUAUUAAUUCUCUCUAUUUAAUUUUAUAACAACAAAAAUGAUUUCGCAUUCUUUAUUUUAACGCUUCCGGUAGCAAUCCUUGAGCUCAUUUUCUGUUUCACUGGGAACGUUGUAAUUCUUGUUUGGCAGUGCGGUCAACCAACUGCUGUUUCCAGAUGGCGCCGUAGGUUUUGGAUAUUUUACAGAUCUGGACUUUAUUGGUCACUCCGCUCGUUUUCUGUCUGGAAGUCCCCGAUUUUUUCAAACGAGUCCCAGUUUUUAGACACCUGACAUUCUAGUCACUUCACAAUGGCAUCCGCGUAUUGGAGGUCCACAGUACCCGAGGCAACAUAGCAAAUUCACUGCAUUAUUAAAUCUCCUCAUCUUUGUGUUAAUUUAAUGUUUUAAUUUUUUCAGCAAUGUAGAAAAUCUGUAGUCGGUAGUGGGGAACAUAAAAAAGUUAUAAACAGUGUAAUUAUUGAAGAAAAGUGCGAAGGUGUCUGUAUCUGUCUGCAACGGAAUACUAACCCCAUAGACAACUGUCGAUAUUGAAUGUCUUAUGUCAGGGCUUUAUAUUAUACACUCUUUAUUGCACUCCUAUGGCAUAUAAUGCUGCAAAAUGUCUUAGUUAUUUUUUAUACGAUAACGGCUAACAAGGAUUAAAUGGUUUGUGUUUGUGUGUGGUGUAUUUUAAUGUAGACUAACUGAAAGGAGGCAAAACAAUAGAAGUAUAAAAAAUCCUGCCUCUUUUACCUGAGACGUAUAAUGAAAAGUGAAAUAAAGAUAUUGCAUUUUAUUUAUAAAUCAGCCAUAGUUAAUAGGGUAUUUUUAAACGUGACAUGGAACUAUGAGGGGGACAUUGCAAGCACAAUAAAUUAAAAUGGUUCGUGUUGUUGUUUUAA
Esox lucius (northern pike) is the source of this 4072-nucleotide messenger RNA. It is a transcript of the gene slc9d1, whose product is annotated as transmembrane and coiled-coil domains 3. Gene Ontology annotation, molecular function: potassium:proton antiporter activity. Bases 246 to 2312 code for a protein of 688 amino acids. NCBI's taxonomy places the organism in Eukaryota, Metazoa, Chordata, Actinopteri, Esociformes, Esocidae. Gene Ontology annotation, biological process: potassium ion transmembrane transport; proton transmembrane transport. The transcript has 15 exons. Gene Ontology annotation, cellular component: membrane. The record is from RefSeq and is a predicted model, not a curated record.